AUGUCAACACAAUCCGUACAUUCCGAGCCACGAUAUAUGAGGAAGAUUAAUAUUAUGCUUUCACCGAGGUUCUCUCUGUCGGUCCUACGACGAAAGCUCGGGCGAUUUUUGGAUAGCAUUAAACCCAUUAAACCUGCUAAACAAGAUCUUGACUUUCGUUGCCAGACGCCCGCAGAUCCGUUGGAUUCCUGGAACGAGCCUUGUUUAAAAGAAAUCGACAACGGAAGGCAUACAGUAAAGGCUGGAGAACUCGUGGGCGAGCCUCUACAAACUGUGGGAGGAACUGCAGAGACCUGGAACCUAAAUUUACCCCAAACCGCCACUAGAAAACCAUGUUUCAUCACAGGGUCAGAAGUGUCUGUCCGGGCCGAUUAUGAUGAUGCAGUUUCAAAAAACAUUCGCCCAGAGUCUGCCAUACUUCCAGAGGUACAUUGGUGGCACCCAUCAACUGCCUACGUCUCUCAAAAUAGCCAUUGA
This is a messenger RNA of Orbilia oligospora ATCC 24927, 477 nucleotides long. RefSeq lists its product as uncharacterized. The record is from RefSeq and is a predicted model, not a curated record. The transcript has a single exon. The coding region runs from base 1 to 477 and encodes 158 amino acids. NCBI's taxonomy places the organism in Eukaryota, Fungi, Ascomycota, Orbiliomycetes, Orbiliales, Orbiliaceae.